This is a messenger RNA of Penicillium verhagenii, 2019 nucleotides long. Its product is annotated as fungal specific transcription factor domain-containing protein. Gene Ontology annotation, biological process: regulation of DNA-templated transcription. Lineage: Eukaryota; Fungi; Ascomycota; Eurotiomycetes; Eurotiales; Aspergillaceae. Gene Ontology annotation, cellular component: nucleus. The record is from RefSeq and is a predicted model, not a curated record. The coding region runs from base 1 to 2019 and encodes 672 amino acids. Gene Ontology annotation, molecular function: DNA-binding transcription factor activity, RNA polymerase II-specific; transcription cis-regulatory region binding. The transcript has 9 exons.
AUGAGUGAGCGGGGCUCGGAGAUUGUGUUUCGCGCGGAGAACGUGCCGAUCCGGUUCUUCAAAGCAUGCCGGUGGUGUCGCCGACAGAAGAUGCGAUGCGAUGCACGUCAUCAGAUCCAAUUGAAGAUGGCCGUCGGCGCAGUGAUCGCCGACGAAAAGCUACCCCUUCACAUGGCUCGGGAGCAAGAAUUUUCUCCGAUCGCUGGACAGGAUGUGAGCUUUGAUGCUUCAAUUGACUCCCUUCCAGAUUCUUCGGGAUUGAGGGACUUGCGCAGAUCUGUGACGGUCGAUCACAACGGCCCCGAGUCUCAGCAGUUGAGUCCGAAUGAUAUGAUUGCGCCGCAGUCCGCAGUCCAUUCUAUGUCAGUCAACUUGCUUGGGUCUAACAACAUAUUUAUGGAGAACUCAACAAAUGGUGACCCAAGAGGCGAUAUCAUCGCCCGUGGUAUUGUCACCGAAGAAAGAGCUCGCGUCAUGUAUGAAAGAUUUACCGGUGGGAGUAAGAAUUUCUUGCCUCUCUUUGAUCCUAUUCGUGAUACAUUCGACUCUAUCCGGUCACGAUCCUUGUUUUGCUUCACGGUCAUAAUCUAUCUUGCCAGUCGAGCAGUCAUAGACCUACGUGGGGAUACCCAUAUGCAAUGCGUGCUUCAGGACGAAGCACAACGGCUUGCGGAAGACAGCUUCUUUGAAAGGCCCACGAAACUUGAAACUGUGCAGGGAAUGAUUCUCCUCGCUGCUUACUCAGAGAAGACCUGGUUCUCAACUGCACUCAUCCUGCGCACGGCUUUAGAUUCUGGUCUCGAAAAGUCGUUGGACACAUUGCUCUCACAGGAAAACAUACCUCGAAGCUCACUUGCCGCGACUAUGGACGAUCGCCAAUUAGUGUGGCAAACACGGACCUGGCUCAUUACUUUCACGUUGGAACUCGACGUGGCUUCGGGAACCGGUCGCAAAUCGCGCAUUGGGGAGGUAGAUAUUACAAAACUGCGCAAAUUCUUGGACUAUCCUCUCUCUUUACCGUGUGAUAUGCGCACUGUUUGUAUUAUCGAGAUUCAUCAACUUCGAGGUCACUCGCGCAUGAUAUUAGAGAACGCAGGAACAGUCCGUGAUAUAGUACUAACGGAACUUCCAGCCAUCAUGACAAGGUUUCAAAAUUGGUGGACAACUUGGGACGAGAUUCAUAUGACUGACGAGUACAAAGACAAUGGCUUUCAUGCUGGAGCGUUCCAACGGAGUAGCCUCAAACUGAUGUUACUAUACGCUAGAAUCUUUGCACUGUGUGCCUCGUUGGCACGCAUACAGAAACUGCAGCCUACUGGCUCCAACUCCGAAUCAGAAGUCAUUGAUCAGAGUGUAAUGAAUCUGUGGCAAUCUUUAGUCACAACCAUUAUGGAUCAACUCGCAUUCCUGAUUAAUGAGCCAUCCUAUCGAUGCCAGUUACCUUGGGCUCCGACCUACCCGGCUUUGACCAUGGCAUUUGUCACCACAUUUGCACUUCGCAUCGCGCGGUGGCAACCAAACCUUAUUGAUCAAGACCUUCUUCUUGAACGAGCGGAGAAGAUGUGUGACUUCUUGAAGCAGCCCCCAUAUCCAGAUAUCCACCGUACUGUCUCGAUAUUCGUUAAUUAUGCACGAGCUCUUAUUGCAAGUCAGCGCCCUGGAAGCCACGAUAGCGACGGUCCCAACUUGUCCAGUCAAGGCGAUGCCACCAUGUCCUCAUACGCAGGCCCCGAUAGCCCUGUGGACAAUGCCCCGCAUCUGGCGCCCUUGGAUGGGCCGCGGUACAGGGCCGGCACAGCUAUGCCGAGUGAUAAAGAUCCUAACUUACUACCCAUGGCAAACCCCGAUGCUGCAGCUGCAGCUGCAGCUGCCAGACCUCCUCUUCCACGGCUGCCCGACACAAUGGAAGCCCCCAACUGGACCAUGUCUAAUUCCAUCGCGGACUCAUUUGGUCUGUUCGAGGAAGGGCAAAACGACAUCUUCGAUUUCUUGCCUAUGAUGCCUUCUUUGCCACAGUGA